AUGGCGACCACCAAGCUGGUGCGGAAGCAGAUCCUGAAGCGAUUGCCAGCGCGGACGGUCUACAACACCCAGCAAGUGCAGAAGGGCUCCUUCAAGCUCAAGAGCAAGCCGAUGAAGGGGCCGAUGAAGAGGCCGAUGAAGAAGCCGAUGAAGAGGGCCCCCCCGCGGAAGAACGUAGCCAUUCGUAAGAGGCCCGCCGCCAACUUGAAGAGCAACGGCCGCUGGCUCUGGAUCGCCGUACUCGUGGGCAACAAGUCCGACGUCUACACGCACCAGGACCUCAGGAAGAGGGUGACGUACAAGCUCCUGCCGCGCAAGGCCGACGCCCACAAUGGCGAGCCGCGGGGUCUCGAAGAGAUCAAGGAGGCGUUGGUGAGCCGCGUGCGCAAGAAGUCGAUGGUCGUGUCCGACGGGUGGACCUCAACGCGUUCAGCCCUUGGGAAACUAGGUUUCGAGAGCCCCCCCGCGGUGGUUCACGAGGGCAACCAGUACAGGGACAAGAAGACUGGAUUCCACACCAACGACGUGGAGUCGGAGAACGCUCGCGCCAAGGGAUGGUCACGCAAGCGUUACGGCCACCUCCACCUGAGCGAGGCAGAGAUGGACGAGUACGUCUUCUACGUCAACGUCGGCGGCGCGGGGCCUGGCCGCGUCCAAUGA
Messenger RNA from Prorocentrum cordatum, 660 nucleotides. The record is from the annotation of a GenBank genome assembly. NCBI's taxonomy places the organism in Eukaryota, Dinophyceae, Prorocentrales, Prorocentraceae.